AGAAGAGAAAUAUACGUAUGCAAUGGUAAAUGGAGGGAAGGAGGUCGCGCAAGCGCUUCGGUUAGGCGCCGGUUAAAAGACCCGGGGCGAAGAUGCACCAUGGCAUGGGAGUGUCAAUGGGCGAUCGUCACGGCGGCCAAAAUUCAACGAUGCAGCCCAGAAAUGGAGUUUGCAACAAAAUCGAAAAUUACAUAUCCGAGCUGGGACAAUGGUAUGUAUGAUUUAACUGUUUUCAAUGAAUAAAAUGGUCAAAAGGUGCAAUGAUGUCUUCUCACCCUCAAGCCGGUGGUCCGUGCAUUAAUGGUGAAGGGGUGAGGAGGGAUACGCUCAGAGAACGAAAGUGGCGGGUGUUUCACAAUUUAUAUACCGUCGAUUUUUCAUACUACUCUUCGAACAUACGUUUCUUUUUUAAGUCAUCAUUUCUUUUCUUAAUUUAUCUUACAAAGGAACUUCUUUAUCUCGUAUUUGAUCGAUAUUCGAUGCAGAUUUGUUUUUAUUGUGUUAUUUCAUAUCGUUUGUUAAUUGAUACUCAUUGAAUAAAUCUUUCCUUUUUUUCUUUUUCUUUUUUCUUCGAAAUAAUUGAUGUAUUUUAUAUUUGUAGGGCCGUAUGGCGUGCCAUAAUAAUGGGCCAAUUUUUAUCCCUGGUACUUUUCUUCAUGACACUCAUUAAUCAUUACAUCAACACAACUUACCAGUUAUCAUUACCAACAGGUGGCUAUUCCAAUGGUCGUUAUUGUUAUUUCGAUGAUUUUCAAGAAUCAAGGAAGAUUUUUUUCCGAGACAGGACAAAAUUUGCCACACUACGCUAUGAUGUGCCUAGUAUACACAACGUGGAUGUCCUGUAGGUGUGUUGGAAAUGGUCUAAUAUCUGUUAUAAAAGCCCGUGGUUGGAGGUACUUGUUGUUAGCGCUCAUCGACGUUGAAGCGUGUACACUUAUUACAUCGUCGCAUCAAUUCACCAGCCUCGCAAGUAUACAGUUACUCGAUUGUGUGGCUAUCCCAGUGGCAUUAGCACUUUCUUGUUUAGUUCUUGGAGUAAGAUACAGGAUGGUCCAUAUCGUUGGUGUUUCCGUCUGUCUGAUGGGUGUAGGAUGUUUAGUUUGGGCGGGAAUUAACAACAAUAAAGAUCCAGCAUCAACUGGUAAAAAUCAAUUAGUCGGCGACAUGCUUUGUCUCGGCGGUGCCGUUUUGUUCUCGAUAACGACGGUACUUCAAGAAUUGGCUGUUAAAACGGUCGAUAUUAUUGAGUACUUGGGUAUGAUUGGUUUCUUUGGCACGAUAUUGAGUUGUAUGCAAAUAGCCGUUCUCGAGAGACUUCAAAUCGAAUCGUUCCAGUGGGACAAUGUACCCGUUAUCACGUUCUUAGUGGCUUACUGCAUUACGCAAUUUGUUUUUUUCUCUCUCGUUCCUGUCGUAUUAUACGAAUCCGGUGCAACGGCAUUGCAAUUGGCUCUUUUAACUGCGGAUUCUUUCAAUAUUUUAUCAGGCAUACUGAUACAUCACUAUAAGUUUCACACCUUGUAUUUUGUCUCCUACACGCUCACAAUGACUGGCAUAUAUAUUUAUGCUAUAAAGAGGACACCGAUAUCAUCGAACUCGCGAAGGCAACACGUCGAGCCUCCUGCUCCAGAUUACAGACACAUGUCGCAUGGCGACGUGGGUGAAGUGGAAAUGGCAACGAGCUCCGGUAUGUCAGCAGUGAGCGGUACUCUUGAUAUAAGAGCAUCCACUCUCGGGAGCGAAAGAGAAACGAUGGAUGCAAUGAGUUUACCCCUCAGUGUCAGUUCCGACACAGCCUUCACAUCGUUCUAUGGUAGUCAAGCAAAUCUAAAGGCUACUAAUGGACUCAGCGGUUCUGCCUGUAAUUAAUAAGGUACAUGGAAACAACUGCCUAGAUAAAUAGCACGUAAGUCCAAGAGUUACAAUUCUUCGUAAAAGAGGUAAAGAAGAUAUAUCUUGAGGAUACAAUACAAGGAUAUUCAAAGGAAAAAAAAAAAAUGAAAACACGAAAGAAUGUUUGUAUAUCGAAAUAAUAGUUACGAUUGUAAUAGUACCGUUUAUAUUACAUUUUUUAGAUAGCAGUACAUAUAUAUAUAUAUAUAUAUAUAUAUAUAUAUAUAUAUAUAUAUAUAUAUAUAUAUAUUCUCCAAAGACCAACCAAAAAAAAAAUCACCUUUGGAGGAGUGUCAUUACUUUUAAAUAUUUUCCCUAUCACGACGCACGAUUUUCUCAAAUCAUUGACGAUCCCAUAAUGACAAUAUCGGCAGCACGAGCGAUUAUGUUCUGUUUGAAACGCUUAUGGUCACUGGCCUAUGUCAGUAGCUACUUUUUGCAUGCUCCUGCCUUUAGAAUAGUACGUGAAUAUAAGGGUAUAGAGAAAAAAUAGUAGAUGACGAUAAAUGAUGUAUAAUAUUAUCGACACUGUCACGACGUCGAUCAACAUUUCUUAUCUUACAAUUAGUUAGAAAAACGGAUACGCAAUACGAUGAUACUUUGCGAGUCAUUUUUCUACAUUAGUCGUAACUCGGUUGUGCGUAUCGAUACAUAUAUAUAUAUAUAUAUAUACAUAUGUAUAUAUAUAUAUAUGUGUGUGUGUGUGUGUCGAAAAGUAUUUCUUGACAAUGGGUACAAGUAAACGAAGAGAUCAGCCGAGUAAAUCUUUUCAGCCAAUAAAAGAUUUGGUGGUUUCUAAUUUUUAGCGUAAUUUAAGACUUAAAUAUUAAGACUAUUUAAUAAAACACUAAUUAUUGCCGUUUACACUUAAUCACGAGUAUAUUCUCGAAAUUCUUUUUACGAGAUUAAAAAGAGGAGUAUCAUCUCAAAGAGAUGUGUGUGCCAAAUAUCUCGAUAUUACUUGUUUUAUUAUUUUUAACGAAAAUUUAGGAUAUUUUUUCUUUCUUUUUUCUUUUUUCUCUUUUUUUUCUUUUUUUUUUUUUUUUUUUUUUUUUUUUUU
Vespa velutina is the source of this 2953-nucleotide messenger RNA. RefSeq names its product solute carrier family 35 member F2-like. The record is from RefSeq and is a predicted model, not a curated record. The transcript is spliced from 8 exons. Gene Ontology annotation, cellular component: membrane. Gene Ontology annotation, biological process: transmembrane transport. Gene Ontology annotation, molecular function: transmembrane transporter activity. The coding region runs from base 724 to 1869 and encodes 381 amino acids. Lineage: Eukaryota; Metazoa; Arthropoda; Insecta; Hymenoptera; Vespidae.